Messenger RNA from Diospyros lotus (date-plum), 1000 nucleotides. Its product is annotated as 14-3-3-like protein D. Bases 87 to 848 code for a protein of 253 amino acids. The record is from RefSeq and is a predicted model, not a curated record. Gene Ontology annotation, cellular component: cytoplasm. Gene Ontology annotation, biological process: signal transduction. NCBI's taxonomy places the organism in Eukaryota, Viridiplantae, Streptophyta, Magnoliopsida, Ericales, Ebenaceae. The transcript has 4 exons.
CAUUGGACAUAAUAUAUUUUAACCCCCCCGCCUACUCCUCUCUCUAUCUCUCUCUGUAUUCAGUUCGGAGCGAUUUGCGAUUUGCGAUGGCGAUUGUGCCGGAGAACCUGACCAGAGAGCAGUACGUGUACAUGGCGAAGCUGGCAGAGCAAGCGGAGCGCUACGAGGAGAUGGUCCAGUUCAUGGAGAAGCUCGUAGAAGGCUGCACCGUCGCAGGCGCCCGCGAGCUCACCGUCGAGGAGCGCAACCUCCUCUCCGUCGCCUACAAGAACGUCAUCGGCUCCCUCCGCGCCGCCUGGCGGAUUGUGUCCUCGAUCGAGCAGAAGGAGGAGGGCCGCAAGAACGACGACCACGUCCUCCUCGUCAAGGACUACAGAUCCAAGGUCGAAUCCGAGCUCUCCCUGGUCUGUGCCGGCAUCCUCAAGCUCUUGGACUCGCAUCUGAUUCCCUCCGCUUCCUCCAGCGAGUCCCAGGUAUUUUACUUGAAGAUGAAGGGGGAUUACCACCGCUACCUGGCGGAAUUUAAGGUUGGGGCCGAAAGGAAGGAGGCUGCUGAGGAGACCAUGCUCUCCUACAAGGCUGCCCAGGAUAUUGCUCUUGCUGAUCUCCCUCCAACUCACCCUAUUAGGUUGGGCUUAGCUCUCAACUACUCAGUUUUCUACUAUGAGAUUUUAAAUGCAUCAGAGAAAGCUUGUGGCAUGGCUAAACAGGCCUUUGAGGAAGCCAUUGCUGAGCUGGACACUUUGGGUGAGGAGUCUUACAAGGACAGUACCCUUAUCAUGCAACUGCUGAGGGACAAUCUCACCCUCUGGACUUCAGAUAUGCAAGAACAAAUAGAUGAGGCUUGAGCUGAUGGGCCAGGUGCUCCUCAAGGGAGGUGGGCUUGAAUGUCAUAAUUUGUGUGUAAUUUGCAUAUAUAGUUGAACAUAUACCUGUAGCUUGUAUUCAAACUCAACUUGGUUUCAAAUUCCGGAUAAUUUUAAGUUGCUGAUUAAUCCAA